AUGACAAAACCCGUCCCAAUCAACAUUGGGGGAUCCUGGGACUUAUUCCAAUACUACAUUGCGAAUGCAAUGAAGUGCGAAGAGUCUGAUCUGAACCUUGGAUUCACGCUCAGCACAGAGCCCAAGAUGGCAAAGUAUCACAGCGUUGCAAGUGAGAGGGAGUACGAGGCCAUGCAGAGGGCAGUUACAUAUGAGCUGCGGAAGCAAUCAGCACUUCUGAAAAAGAAAACAAAGAAAAGCAGCCAACCAGGAGCCGUCAUCAAACCCUUGGCUGUUUCCAUCCGGGAUAUGUGUUUGGCAACCGAAAAAAAGUCAGAAGCAUUUGCACCCAUGGACCUGCAUUUCAGUCAACUGCAAAACAAGUAUGGGAAGUGUAACAACCAUAGGAACAAGUUUUGUCUUGUUCUGAAGGACGGAAUGCAUCACUUCCUUACUGUUGAGGAAUUGAGGUUAUGGGCAAUGAUGAUGGAACUAGGGGGGGCAGACCUGAACACUCUGCCUAAUGCACUCAACAUUCCACCAGGUGAACUGGUCAAUCACCCGAUGCAUGGUGCAACAUCAGGUUCAAGGCAGCCAUCACCAAGCAUGGUGAUUGGGGGCCCAACUCCGCAGCCCAAUGCUUUGGGCCUAAACUCAGACUUGCCAGUUUUCACCCCGCAUCUGCUGCCUGUACUGAAUAUAGGUGGAAAUGGAGGCAUUCCCGAUUCAUCUCUUCUGCACUCAGUCCUGUCCAACUACAUUACAUGA
This is a messenger RNA of Cantharellus anzutake, 747 nucleotides long. RefSeq lists its product as uncharacterized. NCBI's taxonomy places the organism in Eukaryota, Fungi, Basidiomycota, Agaricomycetes, Cantharellales, Hydnaceae. Bases 1 to 747 code for a protein of 248 amino acids. The transcript has 4 exons. The record is from RefSeq and is a predicted model, not a curated record.